Molecule: messenger RNA, 1303 nt
Organism: Rattus rattus (black rat)
Lineage: Eukaryota; Metazoa; Chordata; Mammalia; Rodentia; Muridae
Gene: Egfl8
Product: EGF like domain multiple 8
Exons: 8
Coding region: 157-1119 (320 amino acids)
Biological process (GO): anatomical structure development
Cellular component (GO): extracellular region; cell surface
Molecular function (GO): signaling receptor binding; calcium ion binding
Source: RefSeq, a predicted model, not a curated record
AACAACAGGAGGAGAGAUGUGCAGGUGCCCAGACCGUGUGAGUGGCUCAGGAAAGUCAAUGUGCUGACCUCAGACUGCUUUUGAGGACCUCACCUAGACCAAAGAGAAGGGAAGAGCUCCUGUAACUGCUUGUCUGCAGCCCUCAGAGUGAAAGCCAUGGAGCCCUGGGCUGGGCUCUGCAUUUUCCUACGAGGACUCUCAUUCCUCCUGGUACUGAUGACAGGAGAAGGGGCCAAAGGAGGACCUUUCAAAGAAAGUUUGGGAGUGUGCUCCAAGCAGACGCUGCUGGUUCCACUCCGUUACAAUGAGUCCUACAGUCAACCAGUGUACAGACCCUACCUGACCCUGUGUGCUGGAAGGCGCAUAUGUAGCACCUACAGGACCACGUACCGCGUGGCCUGGAGGGAAGUGAGGCGGGAGGUACAGCAGACACUUGUGGUGUGCUGCCAGGGCUGGAAGAAGCCACACCCAGGAGCUCUCACCUGUGAAGCCAUCUGCUCUAAGCCUUGUCUUAAUGGAGGUGUGUGCACCGGACCGGACCAGUGCGAGUGUGCCCCAGGCUGGGCAGGGAAGCACUGCCACGUGGAUGUGGAUGAAUGCAGGACCAGCCUUACCCUCUGCUCUCAUGGCUGUCUCAACACGCUGGGCAGCUUCACCUGCAGCUGUCCGCACCCCCUGGUGCUGGGGCCCGAUGGACGCGCCUGUGCAGGGGGCCCUCCGGAGUCCUCAACGAGUGCUGGCAUCCUCAGUGUGGCGGGUGGGUGUGGGGCACCUGUGGGGUGGCCUGGUCUCUGCAGAGGCGCGGGGGAAGGCCACGCUCUGUUCUCCUUUGCCCUAGUUCGGGAAGCAGACAGCGAGGAGGAGCGUGCCCUGAGGCGGGAGGUUGCAGAGCUUCGUGGGCGUCUAGAGAGGCUGGAGCAGUGGGCCACACAGGCUGGGGCCUGGGUUCGAGCAGUGCUGCCGGUGGCCCCUGAAGACCUGCGGCCUGAACAGGUGGCUGAACUUUGGGGCCGGGGUGACAGGAUCGAGUCCCUCAGUGACCAGGUGCUGCUACUGGAGGAAAGGCUGGGUGCCUGUGCCUGUGAGGACAACAGCCUGGGCCCAGGCCUCCAUGGAUGACAAGGAGUGCCCGCAGCGGCUGGGGUCCCUACCUCACACAGAAACUAUGCCUGCUAACCUGGGAUCCCAAGAUCUGGUACCAAACCCGAGGUGCUACAGCCACAGAGAACCCCACGUCUCUCUUUCUCUUUAUUUCCAGUUGCUUGCUGUUAUCCAGAUAAUAAAAACCAACCACACAAAACUG